Messenger RNA from Stylonychia lemnae, 405 nucleotides. The record is from the annotation of a GenBank genome assembly. Lineage: Eukaryota; Ciliophora; Spirotrichea; Sporadotrichida; Oxytrichidae.
AUGAACAUCUACGCUAAUCACAGUGACGAGAAACUGAGAUAUGAAUUGGAAGAAUUCUAGUAGAUAUUACCUACUUCUGCAAGCUCAGAGAGGCGUAGUAUCUUAAUUGCAAACAUCCACAAGCAUUUCAUAAAUGAAUCAGAUGGCUCAGAUAAGCAAAUAGCUUUAACAGAUGAUGUCUACUAGACUUUGUUAGAGGAUUUGUUGAACUUGACUAGGGACUAAAAGAGUGUAGAAAAUAAGGAGAAGUAUUUCAAAGAAAUUGACACUGAUGGAGAUGGCUUGUUUAAUGAAAAAGAGUACAUUGAUUAUUUAGAUAAUCUGCUGAUUAAUAAGGUCAUUCCUGAAGUAGAAGCAGAACUAGGCAAAAGAAGUAGUUGUGACAAUACUAUUAUCCUUAAUUGA